AUGGAUUGGGUCCCCCCAGAGUUUCUUAAGAACAGUGUUGACAAUUAUUUCUUUGUAAAUAUGUGGUGCGACUGGUCACUUAUUGGAUUUAUUGAGACUAAGAGAAGUCAAAUCCUUGCUGACCUUCAAAAGGUAGCUGUGCAUCAUUCAUAUAAGAAAGAUUUACAAUCGAUCCUGGAGGCAGAACCGCCCGACGACGUCUCCUUCGCCAUUAUGAAACAACUAACACAAAAAAUAACAGAAAGUGAAGAAGUCAAAUUGUUCUGGAAAACAAUAACUGCUGAGAAGAAAUAUAGGGAACAGUUAACUAAUAUCAGAGCCAGUGCUUCAUUUGAAAGUGUAAGUCUGUGUGUAGAGUUGUUAAUGGAGUACUCCAGUUUCAAACCGGAGUGGUUUAUAUGUUUUAUUAUAGUUUGGAGUACUCCAUUAACAACUCUAUCUGAUGUUCUCAAGAUUCGUGGGAAAAGAUUUGUUGAAGAAAUUGAUGAUGUGGCUCGACGAGAUGUAAAGAGAGUGGAACUUGGAAAUGACAAUGAAGAUAUUAAAUUGUUCUCAACUCCUCAUAAACCGAUUCUUACACCACAUAAGUUUAGUAUGAUAUCUCUUAAAGUUAUCCCGGGGUUUAAAUCCCUUAAAAAUAUUCUUAAAAUAAGAUAUCCUGAGAUAGUAAACGAGAUAGAAACUUAUGAGGAAGAACAGAAAAGGCUAACUAGCCUAGGAACAACUCUUAAGGUAUGGCUGGGAAAAAUUUUAUCAUCAACCACUCCAGAGGAGUUAUAUAAAUGCCUUAUGGAGCAAUUGCAAGGCGAAAAUAUCACAGACCGAGACAAGAAAUUACAUGAAAUAUUUGAGUUAACGGUGUCAACACCUUUUAAACUCGUUGAAUAUGUGUUUGGAACCAUUACGACAUACUGGAUUGAAAAAGAAAUAAUGUCAACAAAGGCAACAGAGUUCGUAGAUAACCCAAUUGGUGAGCCAGUAUCCAAAAAAGCUGAUGCACUGGCCACAGAUCUUACACAUAAUAUAGACGUGAUGAAUAUGGAAUCAUCAGGAGGUCCCUUUCAACAAGAUAGAAAACAUACUCUCGAGGAUUCAGAAAAGAUCUCAAAUACUGGAGUAAAUAUUCUUCUUACAAGUCUCCGAAAAUAUCUUGGUGCUAGUAUUGAGACCGCCAAGAAACUUAAAACAUUCAAUAUUCAAAUCGUUGAAGAUCGAAUCAUGCUAAUGGAAGUAUCUCUUUACAAACCACGGAUUUGCAAAGAGAUCGAAGUCAGAAGCGCCGUCUUUCCAUUUGCUUUAUCCUCCAUAGGAGAAUAUAUGCGUAUUUUUGAGCUCAACGACGAACUUCUCAAGCGCCAAGAGGUCAUACGAGAGUUGUCUAAAGAAACUAAUGGAGUAAAGGAGAUAGA
Acaulospora morrowiae is the source of this 1409-nucleotide messenger RNA. The record is from the annotation of a GenBank genome assembly. Lineage: Eukaryota; Fungi; Glomeromycota; Glomeromycetes; Diversisporales; Acaulosporaceae.